CUCUGUCUCUCUCUCUCUCUCUCUCUCUCUCUCUCUCUCUCUCUCUCUUUAAGUCGACCGGAGAAGGCUAUGUCUUCGACAAAUGUUCAACUAACCGACCACCACCUCAACCAGUCAACAAACGGCACAAACCUCUGGUCAACAAUCGAAGACAAUGCGUCUGUAAUGGAACCUCUCAUCGGCUCCGAACACUCUUCUCUCUGGCCUCAACCCCCUCUCACUCCUCCUCCUCCUCACGUCACCGAAGACACUCUCCAGCAACGACUCCAAGCAUUGAUCGAAGGAGCUAGAGAAAGCUGGACGUACGCCGUGUUCUGGCAACUAUCCCACGACUUCGCCGGAGAAGACAUCAGCAACACGGCGGCGCUGCUAACCUGGGGCGAUGGCUACUACAAAGGCGAGGAGGAGAGGAAGUCGAGGAAGAGGAAGCCCAAUCCCGUCAGCGCGGCGGAGCAAGAGCAUCGGAAGAGAGUGAUUCGAGAGCUCAACUCUCUGAUCUCCGGCGGAGGAGGGACAGUCAGCAGCAGCGGCGGCUCCUCCGACGAGGCGGGAGACGAAGACGUGUCGGAUACGGAAUGGUUCUUCUUGGUUUCGAUGACGCAGAGCUUCGUCAACGGCUCUGGUUUGCCCGGCCGAGCUUUCUCGAGCUCGCGGACCAUUUGGCUCUCUGGCUCGAACGCCUUGGCUGGAUCGAGCUGCGAGAGAGCUCGCCAGGGUCAGGUUUACGGGUUGGAGACGAUGGUUUGUAUACCGACGCAAAACGGCGUCGUUGAGCUUGGUUCGUUGGAGAUUAUACAUCAGAGCUCGGAUCUCGUUGAGAAAGUCAACAGCUUUUUCAGUUUCAACGGUGGCGGUGGUGGAGGCGAGUCGGGUUCUUGGGAGUUUAAUUUGAACCCGGAUCAAGGAGAGAAUGAUUCCGCCACGUGGAUUAAUGAACCGAUUGUAACCGGGAUCGAACCGGUUCUUGGGGCUCCGGCGACUUCUAACUCUGAUUCUCAGACGGCUUCGAAGCUUUGUAAUGGAAGCUCAGUGGAACACCCUAAGCAGCAGCAGAACCCGCAAAUCUCGAGUUCUGGGUUUGUGGAGGGAGACAGCAACAAGAAGAAGAGAUGUUUGGUUUCCGACAAGGAAGAAGAGAUGCUGUCUUUCACUUCUGUUCUUCCACUUCCUACGAAAUCGAACGACUCGAAUCGCUCUGAUCUCGAAGCUUCGGUUGUUAAAGAAGCGGAGAGUGGUAGAAUCGUGGCUGAGACGGAGAAGAAACCGAGGAAACGAGGGAGGAAACCGGCUAACGGAAGAGAGGAGCCGUUGAAUCACGUGGAGGCAGAGAGACAGAGAAGAGAGAAGCUGAACCAGAGAUUCUACUCUCUGAGAGCUGUGGUUCCUAAUGUGUCUAAGAUGGAUAAAGCUUCUCUUCUAGGAGACGCGAUCUCGUAUAUCAAUGAGCUUAAAGCUAAGCUGCAAAAGGCUGAAGCUGAUAAAGAGGAGUUGCAGAAGCAGAUUGAUGGGAUGAGCAAAGAGGUGGGGGAUGGGAAUGUGAAAAGUUUGGUUAAAGAUCAAAAGUGUUUGGAUCAAGAUUCAGGUGUGUCCAUAGAGGUGGAGAUAGAUGUGAAGAUCAUUGGUUGGGAUGCGAUGAUUAGGAUCCAAUGCGCUAAGAAGAAUCAUCCUGGUGCUAAGUUCAUGGAAGCACUCAAGGAGCUGGAAUUGGAAGUGAAUCACGCGAGUUUAUCGGUAGUGAAUGAGUUCAUGAUCCAACAAGCGACUGUGAAGAUGGGGAAUCAGUUUUUCACGCAGGAUCAGCUCAAGGCUGCUCUAAUGGAGAGAGUUUGAGAAGGGAUAUGAAAGAAAAGUUAGCAUCUAAACCGGAGAAAUAAUGCAAAAGCAAGGAUCAUAGUAUGAACCAGUAAAAAUCUCAUGUGAUUGUAGUGUAAACUGUAUUGUGUAAGGGUAAUUUUGCAGCAGAGCACCCAGCUUGUUAUUGAUGCAUUGUUAGAGAAGUUUUUUAAGUUUAGUAGUUUGAUGGUAAUUAGUAGCUAUGACUAGUUUGGGUUUUAAUGUUUUCAUCAGAUUAAGUUGUCUUUGGUUUGUUUGGUGAAUGUAUUUGCGUAUGUACAUAUUAUGUAAUGAAAUAAGGCUUCUUUUUGUAAUGAAUAAAAUCAAAAUGGGAUUCAAGUU
This is a messenger RNA of Brassica oleracea var. oleracea, 2175 nucleotides long. Its product is annotated as transcription factor MYC4. Gene Ontology annotation, molecular function: protein dimerization activity; DNA-binding transcription factor activity; transcription cis-regulatory region binding. The record is from RefSeq and is a predicted model, not a curated record. The coding region runs from base 70 to 1830 and encodes 586 amino acids. NCBI's taxonomy places the organism in Eukaryota, Viridiplantae, Streptophyta, Magnoliopsida, Brassicales, Brassicaceae. Gene Ontology annotation, biological process: regulation of DNA-templated transcription. Gene Ontology annotation, cellular component: nucleus. The transcript has a single exon.